Molecule: messenger RNA, 213 nt
Organism: Protopolystoma xenopodis
Lineage: Eukaryota; Metazoa; Platyhelminthes; Monogenea; Polystomatidea; Polystomatidae
Source: the annotation of a GenBank genome assembly
AUGAUUGAUCGUUCUGUGUACGGGCGUCUUUAUGCUUAUUCAUGCAUGGAAUAUAAAUUGGUAGAUAAGUACACCGGCGCCCCCCUCGCGUUUUCGCAAAGUGGGCGUCGCUGUUGUAAACUGAUCCCUUCAGGUCAGUGCGGACGGAUCUGUUUGUCGGGCCAGCCGUUGGCCGGCCAGAAGAGGAGACGCGAUGAAAUUAGAUUUGCAUAA